GAGCACCCACAGCCCGGGUGGAACACGCGACGGGAAAUGGAAAUGGCACCCAAGAAAACACGAUUUCUUGUAGUUCCGUGAGGUGCCCAUCAGACAGGCCGCACCACCUUCACUGGGAAGGACGAGACAGUGGAAGUCUUUGCCACACUGGGGGUCUCAGACUGGCUUCCCCUACCAGAGCCGCUCACUAGCCUUUCGGCAGAACAGACGUCAGAUGGAGUUUCUUCUUCCUGCCAUGCUUGAAAAUUAAGCUGAGCGGGUGUUCCAGGAGCUCAUGGUUUCCAGGAGAGGCGAGCUGGGCUAGAAGAGAGGAUCUCUUCCCUAGAAGACAAGCAAGUCUGAACGGCAAAGAAGAAUGAGAAGAUGGAAUUCCCUUUUGGGUCCCCGGAAACUACCAACUUCCAUCGAUUCACUCCAGAAUCCCUGGUGGAGACUGAAAAGAGAAUUGCUGCUCAGAAGGCAGAAAAGAAAGCCAAAGGUAAGCACAGUAAGCAGGAGGACCAAGAGGAGAAGCCUCGGCCUCAGCUAGACUUGAAAGCCUGCAACCAGCUGCCCAAGUUCUACGGUGAGCUCCCAGAAGAGCUGGUUGGGGAACCCCUGGAGGAUCUGGACCCCUUCUACAGCACACACCGGACAUUUAUGGUGCUGAACAAACAGAGGACCAUUUUCCGGUUUAGUGCCACUCGGGCCCUAUGGAUAUUCAGUCCUUUCAACCGGAUCAGAAGAACAGCCAUCAAAGUGUCUGUCCACUCAUGGUUCAGUUCAUUUAUUACAGUCACUAUUUUGGUCAAUUGUGUGUGCAUGACCCAGAACGACCUUCCAGAGAAACUGGAGUGCGUCUUCACUGUCAUUUAUACCUUUGAGGCCUUGAUAAAGAUACUGGCAAGAGGAUUUUGUCUAGAUGAGUUCACUUACAUGCGAGAUCCUUGGAACUGGCUAGAUUUUAGCGUCAUUACCCUGGCAUACAUUGGUGAAGCCACAGAUCUCCGAGGGAUCUCAGGCCUGCGCACGUUCAGAGUUCUUAGAGCUUUAAAAACAGUUUCUGUGAUCCCAGGGCUGAAGGUGAUCGUGGGGGCCCUGAUCCACUCGGUGAGGAAGCUGGCUGAUGUGACAAUCCUCACCAUCUUCUGCCUGAGUGUCUUUGCCCUGGUGGGCCUGCAGCUCUUCAAGGGCAACCUCAAGAACAAAUGUGUCAAGAAUUGCACAGCUUUCAAUGAGACAGCCAAUUACUCCUCUUACGAAGAACGCGAGUGGAAUUUCUGCCGUGGUGACGCAGACUUCUAUAUCAAUAAGACAGGUACUUCUGAUCUCUUACUGUGUGGCAAUGGAUCUGAUGCAGGCCACUGCCCUAAAGGUUAUUUCUGCAUGAAAACAUCUGACAACCCGGAUUUUAACUACACCAGCUUUGAUUCCUUUGCUUGGGCUUUCCUCUCAAUGUUCCGCCUCAUGACACAGGAUUCCUGGGAACGACUCUACCAGCAGACCCUGAGGGCUUCUGGGAAAAUCUAUAUGGUCUUUUUCGUGCUUGUCAUCUUCCUGGGGUCUUUCUACCUGGUCAAUUUGAUCUUGGCUGUGGUCACCAUGGCAUACGAAGAACAGAACCAGGCAACCAUUGAUGAAAUUGCAGCCAAGGAAAAGAAGUUCCAGGAGGCCCUUGAGAUGCUCCGGAAGGAGCAGGAGGUGCUGGCAGCGCUGGGGAUUGACACAGCCUCGCUCCAUUCCCACCCUGGAUCACCUUUAGCAGCCACAAAUGCCAACGAGAGAAGGAACAGAAUGAAGCCAAACGUGUCAGAGGGUUCCACAGACGACAGCAAAUCUCACCAAUCUGAGCCUUACAACCAACGCAGGAUGUCUUUCCUAGGCCUCACCUCUGGGAGACGCCGGGCUAGCCAUGGCAGUGUGUUCCAUUUCCGGGCCCCUGCCCGCGACGGUUCAUUCCCUGAUGGGGUCAUAGAUGAUGCCGUCUUUCUUGGAGAUCGCGAGAGCCGUCGGGGCUCCCUGCUUCUGGGUGGGGGUGCUGGCCAGCCACGCCCCCUCCCUAGGAGCCCGCUUCCUCAACCCACCAACCCUGGUUCAGGGCAUGGAGAAGAUGGACACCCCACAGUGCCCACUGGUGAUCUUGGCCCUGGAGUCGUGGACGUCUCGGCAUAUGAUGCAGCACAGAAGACUUUCUUAUCAGCAGAAUACUUGAAUGAACCUUUACAAACCCAAAGGGCAAUGAGUGUGGUCAGUAUCAUCACCUCCGUCCUCGAGGAACUCGAGGAGUCUGAACAGAGGUGCCCACCCUUGUUGACCAGCUUGGCUCAGAAGUAUCUAAUCUGGGAGUGCUGCCCCACGUGGGUGAAGCUCAAGAAGCUUCUCUUUAGGAUUGUGACGGACCCCUUUGCGGAGCUCACCAUCACCUUGUGCAUCGUGGUAAACACCCUCUUCAUGGCCAUGGAGCACCACGGCAUGAGCCCAAUCUUCGAAACCAUGUUCCAGAUAGGCAACAUUGUCUUCACCGUGUUUUUUACUGCGGAAAUGGUCUUCAAAAUCAUUGCCUUCGACCCCUACUAUUACUUCCAGAAGAGGUGGAACAUUUUUGACUGCAUUAUUGUCACCGUGAGCCUGAUGGAGCUGGGUGUGGCCAAGAAGGGCGGCAUGGCGGUGAUGCGGUCCUUCCGCCUGCUGCGGGUUCUCAAGCUGGCCAAGUCCUGGCCAACCUUAAAUACCCUCAUCAAGAUCAUCGGAAACUCGGUCGGGGCGCUGGGGAACCUCACCAUGAUCCUGGCCAUCAUUGUCUUUAUCUUCGCUCUGGUUGGCAAGCAGCUCCUCGGAGAAAAUUACUGCAGCCAACGGCAAAGUAACUCCUCGUGUGAAGAACUGCCACGCUGGCACAUGUAUGACUUCUUCCAUUCCUUCCUCAUCGUCUUCCGGAUCCUCUGUGGGGAGUGGAUUGAGAACAUGUGGGCCUGCAUGCAAGUCGGCCAGAAAUCCAUAUGCCUCAUCCUUUUCUUGACAGUGAUGGUGUUGGGGAAUCUGGUGGUGCUCAACCUGUUCAUUGCCCUGCUGCUGAACUCUUUCAGUGCCGACAACCUCACCGUCCCAGAGGACGAUGGGGAGAUGAACAACCUGCAGGUCGCCCUGGCACGGAUCCAGGCAUUUGCCCAUCGCACCAUGAGGGCCCUGCGCAGCUACUUCCACAGGCCCUGCCUGCUCCCCCGGACCAAGGUGGAGCCCCAACUGGCAGUGAAAAUCCCACUCUCCAGCUCCAAAACCGAGAACCACAUUGCUGCCGACCCGGCCAUGGCAAGCUCUGGAGGGCCAUCGGUUCCCAGAGGCCCCAGCGAGGACCAGAGUGACUUCAUCACCAAUCCUCACGUGUGGGUCUCGGUGCCCAUUGCCGAGGGGGAGUCUGACCUCGAUGAGUGGGAGGGUGACGAGGAGGAGGAUGUUCGGAGCUCGCCACAGGAAGUGAUCCCCCCCAGGCAGGAGCAGAUGCAGCAAGUCAGAAGGUGUGAGGACCCCCUGGUACCCAGGAGCCCAUGUUCUGGAAGGUCCUCUGAGGACCUGGCUCCAUACCUGGGUGAGAAUUGGAAAGACAAGGCUGCUACUCAGGCCCCUGCCGAGGGCGUGCGUGACACAAGCUCCUCAGAGGGCAGCACGGUGGACUGUCUGGAUCCUGAGGAGAUCCUGAGGAAAAUUCCUGAGCUGGCGGAUGACCUUGACGAACCAGAUGACUGCUUCACAGAAGGCUGCAUGCGCCGCUGUCCCUGCUGCAAAGUGAAUACCACCAAGUCUCCAUGGGCCAUGGGCUGGCAGGUGCGCAAGACCUGCUACCGCAUCGUGGAGCACAGCUGGUUUGAGAGCUUCAUCAUCUUCAUGAUCCUGCUCAGCAGCGGGUCCCUGGCCUUUGAAGACUAUUACCUUGACCAGAAGCCCAAGGUGAAGUCCUUGCUGGAGUACACCGACAGGGUGUUCACGUUUAUCUUUGUGUUCGAGAUGCUGCUCAAGUGGGUGGCCUACGGCUUCAAAAAUUACUUCACCAACGCCUGGUGCUGGCUGGACUUCCUCAUUGUGAACAUCUCACUAACAAGCCUCAUAGCGAAGAUCCUGCAGUAUUCUGAUAUAGCACCCAUCAAAGCCCUUCGGACCCUCCGCGCCCUGCGGCCACUGCGGGCUCUCUCUCGAUUUGAAGGCAUGCGGGUGGUGGUGGAUGCCCUGGUGGGCGCCAUCCCUUCCAUCAUGAACGUCCUCCUCGUCUGCCUCAUCUUCUGGCUCAUCUUCAGCAUCAUGGGCAUGAACUUCUUUUCAGGGAAGUUUGGGAGGUGCAUCAACAUCACCACUGGAGACUUUUCUCCUGUGCCUCCGACUACCGUGAAUAACGAGUCUGACUGUAGACUUCAAAACUACACUGGCAACCUCUUUUGGGUCAACAUGAAGGUCAACUUUGAUAAUGUUGCAAUGGGUUACCUUGCACUUCUUCAGGUGGCAACCUUUAAAGGCUGGAUGGACAUCAUGUACGCAGCUGUCGAUGCCCGAGGGGUGAACUUGCAGCCCAAGUGGGAGAACAACGUGUACAUGUACUUGUACUUUGUCGUCUUCAUCAUUUUCGGCGGCUUCUUCACACUCAAUCUCUUUGUUGGGGUCAUAAUUGACAACUUCAAUCAACAGAAAAAAAAGUUAGGGGGCCAGGACAUCUUCAUGACAGAGGAGCAGAAGAAGUACUACAACGCCAUGAAGAAGCUGGGCUCCAAGAAGCCCCAGAAGCCCAUCCCCCGGCCCCUGAACAAGUACCAGGGCUUUGUCUUUGACGUCGUGACCAGACAAACUUUCGACAUCAUCAUCAUGGUGCUCAUCUGCCUCAAUAUGAUCACCAUGAUGGUGGAGACUGAUGAUCAGAGUGAAGAAAAGACAAAAGUCCUGAACAAAAUCAACCAGUUCUUUGUGGCCGUCUUCACAGGCGAGUGUGUCAUGAAGAUGUUUGCCCUGAGGCAGUAUUUCUUCACCAACGGCUGGAAUGUGUUUGACUUCAUUGUUGUGAUCCUCUCCAUUGGGAGCCUGGUGUUUUCUACAAUUCUUAAAUCAUUUGAAAGUUACUUCUCCCCCACGCUCUUCCGAGUCAUCCGGCUGGCCCGGAUUGGCCGCAUCCUCAGACUAAUCCGAGCGGCCAAGGGCAUCCGCACCCUGCUCUUUGCCCUCAUGAUGUCCCUGCCUGCCCUCUUCAACAUUGGUCUGCUGCUCUUCCUCGUCAUGUUCAUCUACUCCAUCUUCGGCAUGGCCAGCUUCCCCCAUGUCAAGUGGGAGGCUGGCAUCGAUGACAUGUUCAACUUCCAGACCUUCGCCAACAGCAUGCUGUGCCUCUUCCAGGUCACCACCUCGGCCGGCUGGGACGGUCUCCUCAGCCCCAUCCUCAACACAGGGCCCCCUUACUGUGACCCCAACCUGCCCUACAACAAUGGCACAAGAGGGGACUGUGGUAGCCCAGCCGUGGGCAUCAUCUUCUUCACCACCUACAUCAUCAUCUCCUUCCUCAUUGUGGUCAACAUGUACAUCGCAGUAAUUCUGGAGAACUUCAAUGUGGCCACGGAGGAGAGCACCGAGCCCCUGAGCGAGGACGACUUUGACAUGUUCUAUGAGACUUGGGAGAAGUUCGACCCAGAGGCCACCCAGUUUAUUACCUUCUCUGUCCUCUCAGACUUUGCAGACACCCUCUGUGGUCCUCUGCGCAUCCCAAAACCCAAUCAGAAUAUAUUAAUCCAGAUGGACCUGCCCUUGGUCCCUGGAGAUAAGAUCCACUGUUUGGACAUCCUUUUUGCCUUCACUAAGAAUGUUUUGGGAGAAUCUGGGGAGUUGGAUUCUCUAAAGACAAAUAUGGAGGAUAAGUUUAUGGCAACUAAUCUUUCAAAAGCAUCCUACGAGCCAAUAGCCACCACCCUCCGGUGGAAGCAAGAAGACAUUUCAGCCAAGGUCAUUCAAAAGGCCUAUCGGAGCUACGUAUUCCAUCGCUCCAAGACAAUCUCCAGCCCUCCAGGCGUGCCCAGGGCUGAGGAGGAGGCUGUGUCACUCUCAGAUGAAGGCUUUAUUGCAUUCAUGAGAAAUGAAAAUUGCGUGCUCCCAGACAAAUCUGAAACUGUAUCUGCCACAUCUUUCCCACCAUCUUACGACAGUGUCACUAGAGGCCUUAGUGAUCAAGUCAACAUGAGCACAUCUAGCUCAAUACAAAAUGUAGAUGAAGCCACCAGUAAGGAAGCAACUGCCCCUGGGCCCCAGUAAGGACACUCCCGCAUGGGCAUGUCCGGUUCUGAUGGGUCCUUCUGCUCCUUGAUAACUUUUCCCCACUACAGGUGGCAUCCAGCUACCACCUCACCAAUGCAUGUCACUGGUCACAAUGUCAGAACUGAGCAAGGGAAUGCAGUUGGUACCCACCUUUGGAGAAGGUCCCAUACACCAACAGGAGUCAGAAGACCAAGCACAUCUCCAUUGUGACUUCCCUUUUCAAGUUCAAUAUCAGAUGAUGGGUUUCCUUACUUUCCAAAAAAAAAUGUCCCUGGUCUUUUUAUUUUGAUUGUGACCAGAGCUUUCAUUUUUCAAGACAAGCUUCUCAGGACCAGAACUUCCAAAGAUAUAUGGCAAGGAUGUCGCUAAAGGUCCAAGGUAGUCCUCUGGGAAACAUCACAUAGAGAUUGGUAAUGUUAUUUAGGAUUUUGCAUGACUGCAUGUUGAGAGCUG
Rhinolophus ferrumequinum (greater horseshoe bat) is the source of this 6711-nucleotide messenger RNA. It is a transcript of the gene SCN10A, whose product is annotated as sodium voltage-gated channel alpha subunit 10. Gene Ontology annotation, cellular component: plasma membrane; voltage-gated sodium channel complex; axon. NCBI's taxonomy places the organism in Eukaryota, Metazoa, Chordata, Mammalia, Chiroptera, Rhinolophidae. Gene Ontology annotation, biological process: regulation of atrial cardiac muscle cell membrane depolarization; sodium ion transmembrane transport; regulation of heart rate. The coding region runs from base 364 to 6255 and encodes 1963 amino acids. The record is from RefSeq and is a predicted model, not a curated record. Gene Ontology annotation, molecular function: voltage-gated sodium channel activity involved in cardiac muscle cell action potential. The transcript is spliced from 28 exons.